Messenger RNA from Neospora caninum, 4179 nucleotides. RefSeq lists its product as hypothetical. The record is from RefSeq and is a predicted model, not a curated record. The coding region runs from base 1 to 4179 and encodes 1392 amino acids. The transcript is spliced from 14 exons. NCBI's taxonomy places the organism in Eukaryota, Apicomplexa, Conoidasida, Eucoccidiorida, Sarcocystidae.
AUGGUAUUUGUCGGAGACGAAACCAAAGAUGACACAUCAAAGCCCACACCACCCAGACCCGCCUUGCUAAAACCAAGCGCUGACAAGAUGCCAAGUAGUACCGGUGACGUGGAGACAGCAGGGCCAGUCGACAAACCCAGGGGCGCGUCCUCCGGUGGACCUUCACCCAAGCCCGUCUGGCUAAAACCAAGCGCUGACAAGAUGCCAAGUAGUACCGGUGACAUGGAGACAGCAGGGCCAGUCGACAAAGCCAGUGGCGCGUCCUCCGGUGGACCUUCACCCAAGCCCGUCUGGCUAAAACCAGGCGCUGACAAGAUGCCAAGUAGUACCGGUGACAUGGAGACAGCAGGGCCAGUCGACAAAGCCAGUGGCGCGUCCUCCGGUGGACCUUCACCCAAGCCCGUCUGGCUAAAACCAAGCGCUGACAAGAUGCCAAGUAGUACCGGUGACGUGGCGACAGCAGGGCCAGUCGACAAAGCCAGUGGCGCGUCCUCCGGUGGACCUUCACCCAAGCCCGUCUGGCUAAAACCAAGCGCUGACAAGAUGCCACGUAGUACCGGUGACAUGGAGACAGCAGGGCCAGUCGCCAAACCCAGGGGCGCGUCCUCCGGUGGACCUUCAGCCAUACCCGUCUUGCUAAAACCAAGCGCUGACAAGAUGCCAAGUAGUACCGGUGACGUGGAGACAGCAGGGCCAGUCGACAAAGCCAGUGGCGCGUCCUCCGGUGGACCUUCACCCAAGCCCGUCUGGCUAAAACCAAGCGCUGACAAGAUGCCACGUAGUACCGGUGACGUGGAGACAGCAGGGCCAGUCGACAAACCCAGGGGCGCGUCCUCCGGUGGACCUUCAGCCAUACCCGUCUUGCUAAAACCAAGCGCUGACAAGAUGCCAAGUAGUACCGGUGACAUGGAGACAGCAGGGCCAGUCGACAAAGCCAGUGGCGCGUCCUCCGGUGGACCUUCAGCCAUACCCGUCUUGCUAAAACCAAGCGCUGACAAGAUGCCACGUAGUACCGGUGACGUGGAGACAGCAGGGCCAGUCGACAAAGCCAGUGGCGCGUCCUCCGGUGGACCUUCACCCAAACCCGUCUGGCUAAAACCAAGCGCUGACAAGAUGCCACGUAGUACCGGUGACGUGGAGACAGCAGGACCAGUCGACAGACCCAGUGGAGCGUCUUCCGGCGGACCUCCACCCAUACCCGUCUUGCUAAAACCAAGCGCUGACAAGGGACCAGAAACGGGCGCUACAGCUCCACCGCCAAAGAGUGAAGGUAGUGUCCGAAGCAUGGCACCGGUAGAACCGAAAGAGGAGGCGGGGCCGGUUCAGCCUCCAUCAGAGGCCCCUGUAAAGAACGUUGGCCCCGGUGGAUCCCCAUACCAACCCCGGAAAGAAAGCAUGGAGCUCCAACGUCAACCGCUGAGUCCUGAAAAUACUACUCGUUCUGGUCCCCAAGGGCGGGCGCGGGCGCGAACGCAAGCUGGGGACCUCCCUGCACUGCCACCGCCGACUCCUGAGGAGGAGGCUGCCCUCGGUGGUCCCCCUGAGGAGCCCCCUACAAGUCGGAUGGCAUCUCAAUCAGGUGAACCGCUUGCGGAGUCAGGAUCCCUAUUGCCCGAGGUAUCAGUGGAUGGGCCAGGGGAGGAGGACAUUCCCACGCCAUCGUCUGAUGCUGUCGCUGGCAAGUCAGCUGCAGCGCCCGAAUUAGCAGCGCCUCUCAUGCGGAGAGGAAGACCCGGCAGCAACCUUCCCGUGUGUGGACCAGAAGUGUCUCACUUCGAACGAACAUUCCAACGGGCCUACAAGGAAGCGCUUGCGGCGGUCCACGAGCUGGACGAUGGCCCCCGGUGUAUAACGUCAAUUAUCGGGAAAAUUGGGCUUCCGAUUCAUCGAAAGUUCCCUGAAGUUCGAACUGAAGUCGUGGAGACAGUGGUGGUCUCUGCCCGAAUGAGACUGCUCGUCCAGUCUACGGAGAAGACGCUAAAAGCAAUGCGCUCUGGUAGUAUGCGCAACUCGCACAGCGAGUCGGCGCUUGAUGUGGCGAUUAACCUGCUCGGAACAGAGAUUGCCAUCGGUGAUACGGUGAAGGAGAUAGGCCCCGAUAACCAGCUGCAGUCUCGGACCUGGAUCGUGGAGAGCGUCGCGGGGAAACGCCUGAACUGCAAGAAUGGAGAUGAGACACGGAUCUUGGAUGUAGAGAAAGCCGUGAAAACCAUUGAUUCCUACCACGCCACCAUUGCAGACUUGACUCUAACAAAUAGCUGGAAGGAAGUGGAGAAAAACAAUCCCAGUCUGUUUAAGGCUCUUCAGAAGGUCAUGUGGGAACAAGGAUGGUGGACUGCCUAUACACAAGCGAAGGCGAAAGGCGCCUGGGGCAUACUAUUGAAGAGUAUGGAAAAGGGAGAGCAGCCUACUGGAGUUCUGGAAACGUAUCAUCUAUAUAAAAAGACCUCUGCAGUGCAGGGCUGCAUGCCGCUCUCUGCGGCCACGGCUGCCGCCGAGUCCGAUCUCCUGGGAGUUGUCGCCGAUUUCGGAACGACCCCGCUGGAUGACCUGGAGAAGGAGAUCGAUGUAGGCGAAGACGGUCCUGCCUGCCUUGCUGCGAUCGACUUUUUCUUUUCUCGCAAAACCCAGGGCACGUGUGCAACCGAAUGGCGACGCAAAGUGGCUUGGCCACCAAAGAUUAUCAGUAUGACCAACGCCACUGCACUGAAGGAGUUCUUUUCGCAGAGCUGCGAAUCAAAGGUUCCCACAGUCGUUCGGACGGCUCUGAAAUACGAGUGGAAGACUCUCCUGAUGCUUGAAGAUCUUGGCGCCUCCAUGGCAGAUGUUGCAAUCUCUCUUGAUCCCCAGGGGGAUCCGUUCAAGCAACUGGAGAUGGACAUAUGCGUCGCGGCCUGGUUCAAACGGCAGAAAGCGGAAAGCCUCCAGCAAGGUUUCGGCCUCGACUUUUACAAUCCUCUCCUUGUUGGGUCAUACGCCAUCACUCACUUCCGAGCUCUCUUGUCUGCAACACAGGCUGGCCUGAAGAGUGCUGACUCCGCUGCGAUAGAGACCAGCGAACCUCUGAGUGGUCUGUUCAGAACUCUAACCUGUAAAGCGCCUUACGCUGUUCCCAUUGCAUCUUUCCUUCUUCAAGCCAGUGCAUUUUUGCAUGUGGAGGUGGAACAGGCAAAGAAGAAGCAAUACGCCAAUGCAGCAGCAGUGAUGGCACAAGGCGUCUUCGACGAGAAAAAAUUUGAUGCUUCCAGGAAGUGGAUCAGGAGCCAAGUCAUCAAAUUUGCAAGGCUAUUCAUGCCUGGGUACCUUGACGGAAAGAAUCCCGCUGCCAACCGUCAACAUGCGCUUUUCCCCUUCACCAAAAUGGCUGUGGUGAUGUGGAUGCUCGGCCUUACGGAUCCGCAAAACUCGCCGGUGCCUCCCCCAUCUCCGAAGGUGUUCUUCGCUCAUCUUCUCUACAAUAAAGGCAAAGACCCGGUCGAUGGAAUGGCAGAACGAAUCAAGCUCGACUGCAAGAAGGCUGCGGUGAACCUGCCCCUGUGGAUCAGCACGAACAUUCGAGCGACACCAGCUAAAGUCAAACUUGAAGAUAUCCGUCAGAAACUUGUUACGGGUCUCAAGUUUGGCGUUUCCCAGACUGGUGAUAUGCAUCAGGCCACCAAGGACGUGGAGAAUCUGGUACAGGGCUGCAAGGGUCUCCUCUUUGACUUUAAUGACCCCAGUUACAGGCCCUUGUUCGAGCACCAUCACUGUAUGACAUUGCAGAAGAACGCUAUCUCGUUCUUGAGAAAAUUAUUUAAAGGCUCCAAAAAACAAGUGCCGGAAGACCAGAUUAACGAGGUCUUCGAGUUCUUGAGCCAGGUCCACCUGGUAUAUUCCAAUGAUGACAGCGGGCGACUGCUAAAGGGAUUCGCUGAGUGGAAGAAAACAAGGAAGCCAUACGAUACAGAACGUCACACGCUGGAGUUCAAUUGCCUGUGGAAAGAGAAACCGGAGACUCAACGUGCUAUGGUCUACGCGGCUCUGAAGCAAGAGGACCCAGAACCAGGCAACUACCCGGUUCCCCCCUCUUUCGACACUUGCCCGGCUCAUGCGGUUGACCCUUUGACUACCUCGAGUCCGGAGUUUGCCGGAAUUCCCGGGGGCCACAGCAUAUACCCUGAUCUCUCUGCUUUCUUCUAA